This is a messenger RNA of Diabrotica virgifera virgifera (western corn rootworm), 9148 nucleotides long. RefSeq names its product zinc finger protein castor homolog 1-like. The record is from RefSeq and is a predicted model, not a curated record. Gene Ontology annotation, biological process: positive regulation of transcription by RNA polymerase II; regulation of neuron differentiation. NCBI's taxonomy places the organism in Eukaryota, Metazoa, Arthropoda, Insecta, Coleoptera, Chrysomelidae. The transcript has 15 exons. Gene Ontology annotation, molecular function: RNA polymerase II transcription regulatory region sequence-specific DNA binding; DNA-binding transcription factor activity, RNA polymerase II-specific. Bases 284 to 5008 code for a protein of 1574 amino acids. Gene Ontology annotation, cellular component: nucleus.
GACUUGGUGGCGGCUCGACCUAGAGACGUUGCUACCCCUAUUAUACUUUACAACCCCUGUUUAUUUUGGUUUUGGUUUGCGACUAUUAUUACUUUGGUGCGCGGAUUUUGUUCUGUGGACUGCUACGUAGUGACUUUUGCUUAUUAGUUUUUGUGGUUUAAGUGUACUUUUGCUGUAUAUUGGAUUUUGUUUUCAAGUUUGAACUGUUUUUUAUUGACGAUUGGUGCUUUGAAAUGACCUAACGACUUGUAUGGGAUUCUGAAUAAGGAAUGACCGGUUCUAUAUGUUGUCGACUAUGGCCACUGUCACAUCUGGCAUCAUAUCACCAAAUUCGUUCGGCCUGACUCCAGAUCCUAUCAAAAUGGAAAACGUCGAUGACUACUCCCGCUACCACGACCAGGAACCCUUCGACUCGAACGCGAACUCCAGCGACUCAGAUCAGAACAACUACGUGGCAUCUCCAAAGAACGAGCUCCCGAAACGUAACAAGCGGAAAAACUUCAAACCGCGUUGUUCAAACAUCACCUACUCUGACACCAACGACCCGUACAACAACGAGGCGCUGAACCUGAGCGAGUACAACGACAACAACAACGUAAACAACAAUGUUAGACGGAGGAAAACGUUGGCGACGAGGAAGUUGGUGGUGGAUCCGAGGUUUAUACCGAUGGAUUUGAGUAAGAACAACGACAGCGACUCGAACACUGACUCUGAGAGUAACGACGGAGAGAGUAACUACCCCAAUUCUGAUUACGAGGGGAACAACAGUAGCGAGAACGAUUCGAAGAUACCUCAGAGUUUUUCUAUACAUAAUCUGUCUAAGCCUCACGUGCCGGACUUUACUCAAACUCCGCCGCAUUUGAGCCAAGAACAGGUUAUGGAAAUGAGACAGUACGCCAUGAACACAAUGAGAGAGUUGCUGGGGAUUUAUGGGUUGACGUCUGAGGUAGCGGAGAGUAUCAGCAGGCAGUUGCCUAUAGCGGCGUUUAGUAGUGGUAAAAUAUUUGAAAACUUCACCCUCAACCCUCCCGUCAAAAAAGAGGGAACACCUCCAUCACAACCACCUACACCUCCCUCGACUCCGCUAUCGCCAAAAUCCAACGACACCACCCCGAAACUAUUAAGCAAUCCCUUUACGCCUACGUCAACCUUACCGCAAUCUCAAUCUAGUCAAAAAAUACCUCAAGUACCCCCCACCAGCCAAAGCACGCCUCUGAACCUCAUGGGGAAGAAGCCUCCACAACAACAGCCAUACACCAAUGGUACUUUACCUCAUUCUCCCGAUAUGCUGUAUACUAGUGCAGAGAUUGAAGCCAUCAGGAGAGUCAAUGAAGAAACUAUGAAUUUAGAAAAGACUACGCCUAGUGGAAGGGGGAUUUUUCCUUCGAAUUUUCUUCCAUUUUCCCAAUCAAUAAAGACUGAAACUGAAUCUUCUAGCCCUCCUCUACUAGUGCCAAAUCCACUAAAUGCAAUGAUGGCACAAUCUUUAGCGCCAACAACACCCAGGGAAUCAAUCUCAUCGUCUUCCAAUCAUCUCGUACAUAAAACCUCGAGUCAAUUAGACUAUUCCAAAUACGUGAAAAAGUUCUCUUCGUCAUUGGAAUGUGGCAGUACUUACUGCAAGGACCUCAACUACAGGGAACAUUUCCACUGUCUGGACUGUAAUUCGAGGGUAUUUAUCAAGAAAGAAGAGAUGAUCCGCCAUUUUAAAUGGCACAAAAAGAGAGAUGAAUCCCUGCAACAUGGUUUUAUGAGGUACAGUCCUUUGGAUGACUGCGGGGACAAAUUUUCCAAUUGUACACACAAUAAGAAGCAAACCCAUUAUCAUUGUAUCAAAGAAGGGUGUGAUAAGGUAUACAUAUCAACGUCUGAUGUACAGAUGCACGCAAACUAUCACCGAAAGGAUUCGGCAAUCAUUCAAGAGGGCUUCCAAAGGUACAGAGCUACAGAAGAAUGCGGCGCCAGUUAUUGUGCGUUUUUUGGCCAAAGAACAACACACUUCCAUUGUCGGCGAAGCGGCUGUCGUUUCACGUUCAAAAACAAAAGCGACAUGGAGAAACAUAAGUCAUAUCAUAUCAAAGAUGAGCAACUCUCGAGAGACGGCUUCAAGAAAUUUAUGAAGAACGAAAAAUGCCCUUUUGACAACUGUCGGUUCUCGAAAGUCUGCAAUCACAUACACUGCAUCCGGCCACAAUGUAGCUACGUCUUGCAUAGCUCAGGCCAACUGUUUUCUCAUAAACGCAAACACGAGCGUAAAGACUCCGAACUAGCGUACAGAAAGUAUAAGCUAGCCCAAAGUAUGUUAAAGACUUUGACUGAUGGUCCUGUACCGCCCCCUAUGAAUUUUGCUAGAGACUACGAGGCUCAAAUCGACAGUUUAAAUUUGUCUCUUUAUAAUCAAUCCUCAGGAGCCAUGUCCAACAUGUCUAACAUGUCCAACACUGAGAGUUUAAGCGAAAGAAACUCUCCCGUGAGCUACGAGGAGUCCGAGUCUAUUUCUGCGAUAGAUUUAAGCGCGAAUGAAUCUAACUUUGCUCAAGAAGACACCAUUUCCUUUAACAGUGAAGACUUCUGGCGCAAAUACUGUCAGUUUGUUCCUGAUAAUCAAUGCCCGAACGACAAAUGUGAAUACACCUUCACGGAUCACUUCCAUUGCUUCGUUGAGCACUGCGACAUGGCAUUCAAUACUAGAGAAUCAGCCAGAGAACACGCCAGAAACCACGAACAACAGGAAACGAUCACAGACAACUACUUCACCACUGUUACAGUACAAAGCGGAGAGUGCGAAGAAAACUGCAUCUACCAGGAUAAAGAAAAACAUUAUCACUGCAACUGGGAAAAUUGUAGGGAAGUUAUUCUUCCGAUCGACAAACCAUUUAGACGUUUGGAACAUUACAAAAUGCAUGAGUAUUCCAAGAAGCUCAGCUUGACCAAGGAUCCUCUAACUAUGACGCAUCUGUCCAGCAGCAUCGAUGGAAUGUUCUGCAGGAAACGUGGAAGGCCACCAAAGAAUAGAGUCAUCGAAGUAUGGAAUGAUUAUAACCCCAUGGGUAGCCAAAACCUUAUGGACAGUCCACAAGCUAUUUUCACAAGCUUUAAACUCCCAAAACCAUCAGCAACACCCUCUAGUAGCAAAGAGAUCGAACAACCAGAUUCCAAUGAUGAUAGAUCAAGCACUCAUAGUCCCACGCCACAGGACUAUUCCCUCCAAGGCUUUGAUGUCUUUAAUGAAAAUACCAAAUGUCCCGACUCAUUGUGUCCAUAUCUGGGAUCAACGCACUACCAUUGCGUCCAGAAUAGAUGCCUCUAUGUCACGGAGAAAGAAGAUACCUUAAUCCUACACGCUAAAGAUUUCCACGAUAAUGUAGAAAUAUUAGACGGGUUUGAGUUCUACGAUAGAAACAUAGACUGUAGGCUUCACAACUGUCCCAGUAACAAAAUAAACCGACAUUUCCACUGCACACGACCGAACUGCAACUAUUCCUUCGUUCAGUAUUCAACAAUGGCGAUUCACAACCAGAAGCAUGCUGAAGAGCUUGCUCGUGCAUCUCAAAGCACGUUUGCUCAACCGAAAUUGGAGAUCCGAGUGAAGAGCGAGGCCCAAUUGACGGAUCAAAGACUGGAACCUAGUGAUGGACAGUUUAAAGCCAUUAAUUUGAGCCAAGCAUCAGAAAACAAUAAAGUAUCAGUGGUGAAGGCAUCAGGGACUUUCUAUCCUUUAUCUACAUUGCCAACAGAAAUGCAAAAAUCACCAGAAUAUAAACCUAUCGUCUCAGAACCAGCACAGAUUCAUGAAACGAUGACUCCAACAACAGGUAGCAACAUCUUGUACGGACCAGAGAUCAGUUGCUCGAGGCCUUUCUGCAAACUGAAAAGGAAGUACCACUAUCACUGCAACGCUUGCAACCAAGCCUUCAGUGAGUUGGAUAGGUUGUUGGUUCACGUAGCAAAACAUAGCAGUGGGGCUCUAAAUAGUCAGACUCAAGAGGACCACUCUCCUCAAUCGUUUUCUCCUCCAUCACCCCAAAUUCCUGUAUCUUCCACGACGUCAAAACCUUCAACUGAGAGCAAAAUUUCCAUUGCACCUAUACAAACGUUGCAAAAUCCUUCUGUUAGUCAAAUGAGUCAACAACAGAAAGCAGAACCGCACGAAACUUACCUCCCACCGACAUUCGACGCAUAUAGUCAUUUUAAUAACUUCCCCGCUAAUCUUCAAUUUGCUAUAAUGUCACAGCAACAGCAAAUGCAAAACCCUUUCUUGUCCCAAAGCCUCUACCAGAAUCCUCAGCUGAUGUUCCAACACGCGCAACUGAUGCAAAGUCCCCUCCUUACGCCCCAAUCUCCAUAUCCCGGAGAGAACCUUACCAGUCCUCUUGCUGCAAUGGCUGCUAACUUAAACAAGAGAGCUAUGAGCCCUCACGACAUUUCCACCGAUGCCAAGAAGGCGAGAAUUCAAAAUUCUAUGAGGAUAUUGAAGGAUGAGCCAGUUCCCGAAGGAUAUCUCAGGUUCAGGUUUAACGAAGACUGCCAGUAUCAACACUGCGGAUACAGGGAACACCAGACGCACUUCCAUUGCCAGAGGCAGGAUUGUGGGUACAGUUUUUGUGAUAAGACUAGAUUUGUGCAGCAUACGGCGAGGCAUGAAAGGCUUGAUACGCUUAUGGGAGGAGAUUUCCAGCAGUACCGCGCCAACGUUGCGUGUGGCCGAGCAGACUGUGCCUAUACGGCAAACUUAGGAUCGACCCAGAACAAGGCUUCCCACUUCCACUGCCUCAAAUGUGAUUUCGUAUGUACAGACACCAACAAAGUGGUGGCCCAUAGGCGCCAGCACCAAAAAUUAGACUCUAUUCAAGCUGCCGGCUUUGAGAAGUUCACCCCCAGCCAAAUCUGCAGAGUACCGAACUGCCAGCACAGCGGCAAACAAACGCAUUACCAUUGUUUGCAGUGCCAGUACGCGGUACUAGGACUUGCGCAGAUGUCUGCGCACAAGUACAGACAUAUGGAGUGAAUAUGUGUAUAUAUUAGUUCUUAACGGGAUGAAUUAUGUUUGGGUUAAAAAAACCUGUUUUUGUAAAGAGUUGGGCAAUAUUUUGGAAAGUAUACGAUAUAUUCUGAAGUAUUUAAUACAUUUUGAAGAUGUGAUAAAGUGAACUGGGUAUAUUUACAAAGUAGAGUAGUUUUUUUAAAUAUAUAUAUGGACUAUACUAAAUACUCAGUUCCUUUCUGUCGUUAUACUUACCAAAAUUCCCGAUUUUGAGAAAAAAAGUAUUUCAAUGAAGUGCUUCUAUGAAAUUUUGUAAAUAAUCUGUACAAAGAUAUUUUUCCAUUAUGUAAAUUUGUAAAUACGUAAAAAAGGCAAUAAUUUUAACUAUCUCAGAUUGAAUCUAUAUUGGGGAAAAAUACUUUCAUUAAAUUUGUCAAUAACUGACUGAGAUUUGUAACUUAAAGUUAUAAAAAAUAAAUAGAAAAUUAAAUACGAUAUGAUGUAUUUGUUACAAAAAAUCCUUCUGAACAGUAUUUGUAGUGUAAACUAAAAGUAUUCUAAAUAAUUAUUUUGUUUAUAUUACUUUAGCUUAAAUUUAAAAAAAUCCAAGUGAGUAAGUGGUUCCAGAAUUAGUUUUAGACGUAGUGUUGGUUCUGGCUCUUUUAUAUUAUAAAAAGAAAUCACUAAAUGUUUUGACAUGGAUUUAACUCAACUGUUGGCAUUUGUAGAGUGAAAUUGGCAUUUUUAAAUAAUCUGGAGGAUAAAAAUCUGGAGGUCCAGUUGGCCAAAUCUUCAAUUUAUUUUCCUAUGUGAGAACAAACUUCUCACCAAGCAACCACCUCGUUGGUACUUAGGUCUAACUGUAAUGUUCUAGUAUUGCGUGCCCCAGGAAUAUCCAGCAAGUUGUGGAAAUGUUUGCCUGCUCUUCUACAGCGUCUUCCGGGUUUGCACCAUGUGUUUUUGGACAACCCUUAUGCGGGUCGUUCUCAACCUUUCACUAACCUUAUACGAUAGUUUCUUUAAGAGCAGUAAUGAUGUUUUUGGAUCUACAACGGUAGAGAAACGUUGAAAUUAACCCACAUAUGGAUCGUGUACAGAAGUCACGUUCCAAAUCCUGAAGUCAGUGAGAUAUGGUGUGACAAGGGGGGUCACCAGUGACUGUCAUCACUGUUGUUUAGUACCCUUCUUGAAAUUGUCGCCACAGAAGCCGGAAUCAACAGCCAGGACUUGAAUAUCAACGAAAACACCAAUUCAUAGCAUUUGCUGAUAACAUAGUACUGAUACCCAGAAGUAAAUAAGAAUUAACAGAAAUACUAAAAACACUAGAAGCGAAAGCAAGAAAGCGAUAUACAUUAACGAAGAAAAUACCAAAUAUAUGAAAUGGGUAGAACGAGAAUACAUACAAGGACAAUACCUGACAACCAAAGAAGGAAAAAUAUAUAAAUUCGAAGAAGUAUAAAGAUUCCAGUAAGUACCUAUUAGCGACAUUCACUAGGAGACCAAUAUGAAGGAACAAAUCCAAGCUAGGAGUAUGGCUAGUAAUCAUUGCAUCUUCGCUCUAAACAAGCUAUUAAGAAAUUAAUUAUCUAUUUAUUAAACUAUCUAGAAGAGCUGAGAUAAGAAUAUAUCGCUGGUACCUAUGAUUAAUGUGAUUCCUAAUACAUUUCCAGUGAAAAUAAUAACUCUUUGAUAAGUGUGGGCGAUAAAAAUUUUUUAUAUGCGUGUCCGCGAAGAUUAUAACUCCCAAAAUAUUUAUAACGAAAAGAUUUAGUUCAUAAUAGAUGCCGACGAAAACAAUUAUUUCUGAGAACUUUUUAGUAAUUAUAAUUUUCGUGGACCCACAAACAGAAAUUAUGUUUUUUGCUGAUACUCCUCAAAAAAUAAAUUUUUUCGCUAACACUUUAUUAGGGAUUAUAAUUUUCACAAUCAUACAAAUCGAAUAUUUUUCGCGGCGUUCAUUGAAAGUUUUACUCUUAACGGCAUUUUUUGCAGUUAUACCAGGGGCGUCAUUUGAUAGGGGACAGGGGGGCAUUUGCCCCCCCCCCCCCCCCUGACCCUGAAAAUUACUGAGAAAUUUACAAAAAAUAGAUCAAUUUUGUAUUAUGUUUGCUUAUAAAUGUAUUGUAUAUAUAAUGCUUCUUCUUCUUCUUCUUGUGCCACUCCUAUCGGAGAUUGGAAAUCAUCAAGGCUACCCUGACUUUGUUUACAGCUGACCUAAAAAGUUCAUUAGUGGUGCAGCCAAACCACUCUCUCAAAUUCCGCAUCCACGACAUUCUUCUACGGCCUGGAUUCCGUUUUCCUUCUAUUUUUCCUUGCAUUAUAUUUUGAAGUAAUGCGUAUUUAUGACCUCUCAUCAGGUGACCCAAAUACUCGAGUUUUCUUCGUUUUAUCGUUUUAUAUAAUGCUUGCCCCCCCCCCUAUCAAAAUUUCAAAUGACGCUCCUGAGUUAUACUUUAUGCAGGCGGCGGCGAUAUGACAGUGAUUAGACUUAUAGCGUUACGUGCCAGUUAAACAUGAACGAUGAACAAAUCCGAACAAGCCUGCUGCAAGUGUGGGAGAGAAAAAUCUUCGGGAAAAUAUUUGUAGGAAGCUAUGGAAUGGCAUGUGGAUAAAAAUACCAAAUAUAGAACUAGAGAAGAUCUACGGAGAGCCGAAUAUCGUAGGGAUCAUAAAAUCACAAAUACUGAGAUGGUUUGGACAUAUCCAAAGAAUGUCAAACACGAGAUUACACAAAAGAAUACUAGCAGGAGGAGUAGGUAGAGAGAAAAAGAAAGGUAGACCGAAAACCAGAUGGAAGAAGGAUGUAGAAAAAGACGUAGAAUAUAAACUUAAAACAUCCAGUUGGAAAAAUAAAGCUGCAAACAGGAAAGAACGGAAAAGAAUAGUAAACCAAGCCAUAGGGCUUCACGCUCUUCUGGAAGGAAUAUAUGCAGGAGGAUCACCAAGCCGCAAGCCUUUAGCUCUUGCCGUACUACUAUACCAUCUUCUUCUUCUUCACGUGCCACUCCUAGCGGAGAUUGGAAAUCCUCAUGGCCACUGCGACCUUAUUAGCAGCGCGCCUAAAAAGUUCAAUUCAACUACACCCGAACAUAUUUCUUAAAAGUUCGUACUUUUCACCCCUCAUAAUGUGCCCCAAGUAUUCCAUCUUUCCAGUUUUUAUCUCAUUUAUAAUUUCGCAUCUUUUGUCUAAAGUUUGGAGUACUUGCGUGUUAGUGACGCGGUCCAUCCAUGAUAUUUUGAGAAUGCGUCUGAGAAUGCUUCGAUGUUUUUUAUGGUCGACUGUUCAAGCCUCAACUCCAUAUAACUGGGUGGAAAAGAUAUAACACCGCAGCAUUCGUACACCAUAGGCUGAUCAAACACUAGCGUAUUCUAGUCUAAGUUGUAGAUUUGUUCUGAACUUAUACAGGGUGUUAGUAAAUAAGUAUGAAAAAUUUUAAGGGCUAAUUCUACAUGAAAAAUUAAUGCCAGUUUGCUCUAUAAACAUAUGUCCGCAAAUGCUUAGUUUCGGAGAUACGGGGUGUUGAAAUUUUUAUUUCAAACUGCCAAUUUAUUUAUUGCUCUAAGACCAGUUGAGCUAUGAAAAUGAAAUUUGGUGAGUUUUAGGAGAUAGUUAUUACGAAUUUUAUGACAUACAAUUAAGAAUUUUGUAUUUAUCAUUGGCGCGCCUACGGGCAAUGGUCUGAAUUAUUUUAAAGAAAAAAAUAGUACGCCACUGAGAUAUUUCGAAUUAGAAAUUAUUUUCUAAUUCUACGAAUUAGAAAUUCUACGUCUAAUUUAUGAUAAAAAACCUUUCUUGCCUUUUUUUCAUAUGAUGCACCGUUUUUAUGCAGAAAAAUAAAACAUCUUGGCGCAUAUUUUUCAUUUCUUAAUACAUUCAUCAAGAACUAUCAAAUAUAAUAAUACUAAACUAGAACAAUAACAGAAAAUAUUACUAAUACCAUUUCAACUAGGUGCAAAGCUGCACGAAAUGUUUAAAAUGAUAUCCUUUACAGGUAACAGAAGAAUUUUAUAUUAAUCAUUGGCGCGCGUACGGGUAAUGGUCUGAAUUUUUUAAAGAAAAAAAUAAUACGCCACUGAGAUAUGUCAAACUAAAAAUCAUUUUUGAAUCCCUCGUUGAAUUGACGACAAAAAAUCUUUCUUGCCUUUUCUUCAUAUGCGGCGCCG